AUGGCUGCCAGCGUUCUUCGCCUCGUUCUCAUCUUGUCGACUCUUUGUUCAGCUGCCUAUAUUGACAAAUCACUCAUUGACAAAGCUGCGCUUGAGGAAUGGAUUGAUCUAGAAGACGAGGACCAAUCGACGCUCAAGGUUGUUAGGGCUGAUCAAGUCACCUCCAAGAGCAAGUUGUCAUACAAGGAGGCUGAAGAGUACUGUGAGCAAGACAGUGCUCACUUGACUUCUGUUCGAUCCCAAGACGAAGAAAACUUUAUAUCAGAGUUGGUACUGGACUUACAUCGAAGAGAUGGAGGUGCUAGCGAUAGCUCGGUAAUGAUUCCUACUGGUUAUUCUGGAGAAUGGUCUGAUAGGUCUUCAAGUGACUACAUGCUUACAAAAAAAGGACUCACAAAGAAAUGCAUUUAUAUGAAUCCAGAAGGGAUCACGAAGGCUUUCAAAGCAAACAUGCAGUUGGCUGAAUGUGAUGAUCUGACUGUCAAUAG
Messenger RNA from Cooperia oncophora, 488 nucleotides. Lineage: Eukaryota; Metazoa; Nematoda; Chromadorea; Rhabditida; Trichostrongylidae. The record is from the annotation of a GenBank genome assembly.